Messenger RNA from Pseudoliparis swirei, 4400 nucleotides. RefSeq names its product polyhomeotic-like protein 1 (gene phc3b). Gene Ontology annotation, molecular function: protein binding; zinc ion binding. The record is from RefSeq and is a predicted model, not a curated record. The transcript has 12 exons. Bases 215 to 3952 code for a protein of 1245 amino acids. Gene Ontology annotation, cellular component: nucleus; PRC1 complex. NCBI's taxonomy places the organism in Eukaryota, Metazoa, Chordata, Actinopteri, Perciformes, Liparidae.
AGGAAGUGAAGCUUCAUACACGCCCCGUUCCAGCCUGUCGACCCCGCUGCUGCCGCCGCUGCAGGACAUCACAAUAACACCGGAGACCACCGGACCCUCACCGGACACACGGACACCUCCCGAGCAUGCGUUCCGUCCCGGAUGGACCGCACCGGGAAUAACCUGCAGGACGACGCCGAUUACACGCGCGGGAGGGGAGCGCCACAGUGUCAGCAUGGACCGGGAGCCGGUUCGCCAGAGCCAAUCGGAACGCGGCGAGGCCGCCAACGGAAGCAGCGCCGCGGCGCCGGACUCGACCCCCACCCCUCCUCGGCUCACGCCCAACCCCAUGCUGCUGGACUCCCCGGCGCCCACGCUGACGCCCACCACCUCCUCCCCUCCUCCCCCUCUCACCCCGGCGCCCUCCGUCUCCGCCGGCCACGCCCCCAAAGCGGCGGCGGCGGCGGCGGCGUUGGCUCCAUCUCCCCACAUCCUGGUCCCGGCUCCACCUAAACUCACCACCACUGCAACCGCCGCCCUCCGCACGUACUCCCGCCCCAUCCUCCCCUCCCCGCCGGGCGCCCCCAAAACAUCUCCCCCCAAACAAACCCCGCCCUCUCUUCUUCUUCUUCCCCUUUCCUCCUCUUCCUCCCCGGUUGCGUCCAGCACCACCUCGCCCCUCCUCAUCCAUCCUCCUCCUCCUCCUCCUCCUUCUUCUUCUCCUGCAACGCACAGCAGCGCCGCCGGCGUGUCAACCAAGACCUCCGCCGGCCUGACCAAUGGGAACACGAGGCCCGUAACCAUGACGACCUCCACACCAAUCACGCCCUUUCACACGCCGGCGAGCCCACCUGGCAGACAGGUACCACAGGCUCAUCCUGCGGGCACACCUGGUCUUGUGCGAGCCAAUCAGAGCCUGUCUCCGGUGAGGCAGAGGGUAUCCCAGCAUACAUUGCUCCUGGGGAAAGGUCUCAAGGGGUCUGGUCCAGACCAGGUGCUGCUGAGAGCUCAGAUGCUGAUUCUUACGUCUGCCAUGCGACCUUCCCUGUCCUCCUCCUCUUCCUCCCCCUCUUCCUCCUCUCCUCCUUCCUCUAACCCUGCCUCUGUGACGCUCCAGAGUCUCACCCUGAGGCCUCCCCCCCCCGGGGCCCUCACCAUCCCUCCCUCCCUUCGCCUCAAGCCGCCUCCCCUCUCUCGCCCCCACGCCCCCCUCUUCCCCCCCCUCAGGCCACGACCGCAGCCCGACGCCGCCGCACCGGAGUGCCCGAACGCGCCCGGACGCCACCUCUCCGUCAUGCCUCCAACUCUUUACUCUCCGGUCCGAGCCGUCCCCCUGAGGCCCCGCCUCCAUUCUCCAAACGGUCACAACAGGGCGGCGGCGCCGCGCCAGACCUCGCCCCUGCAGCCAAUCGCCGCCGCCGCCAGGCCGCAGCCGCCCGGGCCGAGCGGUCGCCCGCCGCCUCAGACGGGCCAAUCGCAGCGCGGCCCGCCGUCCGUCGCCGCCACCCCCCCGUCGGCCUCGUCCCGCUUCGAGCGCUCGCCGUCCGCGGCGAGGCAGCUGCAGAUCAUCGCCCUCUCUUCGGGUCGCCAACCCUGCACGUACGGCCACGCCGUGCGGUCGGCGUCGCCCGUCGCCGAGCCGUCCGGCCAAUCGAAGAGGACGCUGAGCGCCGGCGUGCUUCCUCUUCCUCUCAGCCCGUCGUUGACAAAAAACACCUCGCCUCCGUCCCUCCUGAGUCCGUCGUCGCCUCCGAGUCAACCCGGCCCUCAGACCGCGACCCGGAGAGGAGAGCCGAGGGACGGCGAGGAGCAGCGGGAGAAGGCGCGAGGCAGAGGGGAGGCGAGCGUCGGUAAGGACCCGAGGGGGGGGAGGGGCGACCACAGGGAGGGGAGGGGCGACCACAGGGAGAAGAGGGAGGAGAAACCGCCGGAGGGAGGCCUCGGCGGUCGCAGGGACCAGGAAGUGGAGACGGCCGGAGAGGAAGAGCAGAUGGAGGUGACUGAGGAGGGCCGGGGUGACGGAGAGAGAGGUGAGGAGAAAAAGAUGGCGGAGGAGGAGACGGGAGAGACGCCCAUGGACCAGUCUGAGAACCGGACCGGUCAGGUUCUCCACCAGGGACAGAAGAUGGAUCUGACCUCCACGCCCGACGCCGUUAAAGAGUCCGGCGUGGAACCGAAACACGUCCUGGGUCUCAUUCCAGUAACAGCCCCAGUACCAGGUACAGCCCCAGUACCAGGUACAGCGCCUGUAACAGCUCUAAUAAGAGUCCCAGUACCAGUCCCAGUAAGAGCCCCAGCAAGAGCCCCAGUAACAGCCCCGCUACCGGUACCAGUCCCGGUAACAGACCCAGUAACAGCUCUCGUAAGAGCCCUACUACCAGUCCCAGUAACAGCCCCAGUCAGAGCCUCAGCAAGAGCCCCAGUAACAGCCCCACUACCAGUACCAGUCUCAGUACCAGUCCCAGUAACAGCCCCACUACCAGUACCAGCUCAAGUCCCAGUACCAGCUCUAGUACGAGUCCCAGUACCAGCUCCAGUCCCAGUAACAGUCCCACUACCAGCCCCACUACCAGCCCCAGUACCAGCCCCAGUACCAGCUCUAGUACGAGUCCCAGUACCAGCUCCAGUCCCGGAGGUCUCUCUCCAAAGUCCAAGGCCACCAGAGUCUCAUCGGGACCUGCAGCCGGUCUCCCAGGAGGACUUCUGUGAGGACAUGUCCAUGCAGUCCGACAACCAGUCAGCGCUGUCCAGCCUCUCCUCCCAGUCCCCCCCCUCCUCGCCCUUCCUCACCCCCUCGACAGAAAAUCCUCCCCCCCUCCUCCCCGCUCGGACCGCCCUCGGCAGGUCGCGGCGCCCGGCCAAAGCAGAGGCGGGGCUUCUCGGCCAGUCGGGAGACGAGUCCGAGAGCUCCGACCAAUCGGCGGGCGGUCCCUGGGAGCCGAGGGCGUGGCCUGAGGGGCGGCAGGUUCUGACUCACCUGGUGGAGGGCUUCGUCAUCCAGGAGGGGCUGCAACCGUUUCCUGUGAACCGCUCGUCCCUGCUGGUUCAGAAGCAGGUGACCCAACCGGAGGAGGUGAACGGGACCAAUGGGAGCUCAGCGUUGCCGGACAUGUUGCCGGUCGCGGUACUGGACGCGUUGCCGGACGCGUUGCCGGACGCGUUGCCGGACGCGUUGCCGGACGCGUUGCUGGACUCCACGCCGGACGCCACGCCGGACGCCACGAAACAAGCGAUGCGCUCCAGCGAGUCGGAGGCCGAGGGAGCCGGGAACACCGAUAACCACGGCAACCGGUCGGCGCACCGCGACAGGACCGUGCUGCACUGCCAGUUCUGCGGGAAGCGAGGCCACGCCCACAACUUCAUGCGGUCCAAGCGCUUCUGCUCCACUUCCUGUGCGCGCGGGUUCAACGUUCGUCUGACGAAGCGUCUGCGCGCGCUGAGUGCGAGUAGUCGGUCCGAUAGGCCACGCCCAGUCCUGAACAGGGCGGAGUCUGUUCCUGGGAAGCCUCUUCUCCUACGACUGUCUCGUGAUCUCUGGAGCGCCGGGCGGCGUGAGAAGGAGGCGGCAGACGAGGAGGAGGAGGAUGAAGACAUGGAGCAGGACACCGAGGGAGGAAGAGAGGAGGAGGAGGAAGAUGACGGGAAGGAGGAGGAGGACCCUGCCGUCGCGAUGACGGCCCGGAUGGAGCGCCGGGCGGCACGGAGGGCGGCGAGGAGGUCGUCCGCCCCCCCACUGACCACCCCCACCAGCACCUUCAAACCCGGCCCCUCCCAGUGGAGCGUGGAGGACGUGACGACCUUCAUUCACACGCUGCCAGGCUGCGGCGACGUGGCCGAAGCGUUCCGGCUGCAGGAGAUCGAUGGCCAAGCUCUGCUGCUGCUGACGGAGGACCACCUGAUGACCAGCAUGAGCAUCAAACUGGGUCCGGCUCUCAAGAUCUGUGCUCACAUCAACGCACUGAAGAACCAGUGAGAGAGAGAGCGAGAGAGAGAGACACAGACUGACAGAACAAGGAACAAUGAGACUGAUGCCGGGGCGAGAAGAGAGAGAGAGUUUUUAAGAAAAACUCAAAGCUGACACCAAGGACGACAGAACAAAGUCACAAAAAGAGAUUACAAAUGGAGGUGUGGCCUUAGGAGAUGGGAACUGAAGUCCAGAAGAAGUUUCAUCUGUUUUACGGGCGCUCUGACUGUAGCAGGAAACCAGAAGAGGGGGGGUCGGGGGGAUUUUGUAAAACUUUCUGUACAUUUUUCAUGCUGCUGGAGAGUGUAAAUUUGAAGCUAUUUCAUUCAGGAUUUAAAACAUUUAAUAUAUACAAAGAAUUUGUCUAUUUAGUUUUUUUAGAUUGUGACGUCGACGACAAAUCUAUCCAGUAGCUCUAACAUAACCGGUGUGUGUAAAAAUAAUAAUAAUAAUAAUA